Thalassophryne amazonica is the source of this 1994-nucleotide messenger RNA. It is a transcript of the gene slc25a46, whose product is annotated as solute carrier family 25 member 46. The coding region runs from base 137 to 1402 and encodes 421 amino acids. Gene Ontology annotation, cellular component: mitochondrial outer membrane. The record is from RefSeq and is a predicted model, not a curated record. Gene Ontology annotation, biological process: mitochondrial membrane fission; mitochondrial fission; axon development. Lineage: Eukaryota; Metazoa; Chordata; Actinopteri; Batrachoidiformes; Batrachoididae. The transcript is spliced from 8 exons.
GUAUGAAACAGGUUCCGACUCCUGUUUCGUGCAUUGUACUUCACUUUGACACGACCUCCGAAGCGGCUGCGACUUUGGUACCAGUGUGUCGCGAUCUGAUCAUUCUCUCUCGGUUCUCCUUCGCACGGCCCGAUCUAUGUCUUCCAGGCGGCCAGACACUUUCGACGGGCUCGGCUACCGCAGCGAGCCGCUGUACGGACCGAACUUCCAGGCCAGAAACACGGCAGCUUCCGCGGAGCUUCAGCAGCACUGGGUCACCACUCCUCCAGACAUCCCCGGCAGCCGCAACCUGCACUACGGAGAGCGGACACCGCUGUACGACGAGCCGCCCGGAGAGGCCGCAGGUCCCGGAGCUGCAGGAGGAUGGGAAGCACCACAACCCGGUAUGCCGCCUGCAGAGCAGCUGAAUCGCUUUGCUGGCUUCGGAAUCGGACUUGUCAGUCUGUUCACCGAGAAUGUGCUCGCUCACCCCUGCAUUGUGUUCCGCCGGCAAUGCCAGGUGAACUACCAUGCCCGCUGGUACCACCUGACACCUUUCAGUGCUGUCGCUGUCAUGUACGGCAUCACCAAGGCCCAGGGAGUGACAUCUCUGUGGAAAGGAAUGGGCAGUACUUUCAUCGUGCACGGCGUCACACUUGGAGCUGAGGGCAUAAUCAGCGAGUUCACACCAUUACCACGGGAGCUUCCUCAUCGGUGGAGCUGGAAGCAGCUGUUUGGGCAUCUGCUGCUUAAAGGGUUGACUGCUGUCGUGGCAUUGCCAUUCUACUGUGCGAGCCUCAUUGAAACCGUGCAGAGUGACAUUGUGCGCGAUGACGCUUCCUCUGGUCUCCUGGAUUGCGUUCGUGAAGGCGUCGCCCGCCUGCUGGGUGUUGGUGCACCACACAGCCGCCGGCUCCUCCCCCUCAGAGCCCUGCUCCUCCCUGCUGCGCUUCAUGCUGUGCUGCGUUACGCCAUUUCUGGUGUUGUCCAGAAGAUGGCACUGUGGUUGCACCAGCGUUCCAAGAAGCAGCAACAAGAAACCUCUAAUCCUCUGGAUGCCUACUUCCCUGAGCUGACGGCAUCGUGGGCGGGUUCUCUGGUUGCUGACAUCAUUGUGUACCCGCUGGAAACAACACUGCACCGUCUCAGCCUGCAGGGCACGCGCACCAUCAUUGACGCCACUGAUGGAAUCACUGGGACAGGAAAUGGAAGUGGCCCACUGGUUUUGCCCGUCAACACUCAGUACGAUGGUUUCCGUGACUGUCUCUCUGCUAUUCGACGGAAAGAGGGGUGGGGAGGGUUUUACCGAGGCUUUGGAGCACUUGUGACACAGUAUGUGUUACACUGCACCCUGCUGGCUGCUGCCAGGACUGCACUGAGACUGCUGCUCCUGGAGGGUGGCAAAGGGGCACUGGACAGCUAGAUGGCCGUUACCGUGGAGACAUAGCAUCACUUCCCUGGACAACUUGACAAGAGGGUGAAAAUAUCAGAAGUUUCAGUCGCUUUUUUUUUUUUUUUUUUUUUUAAACACAUUUAUGAAUAUUAAAUAUCAUUAUCCAAAAAAGUCAGUAAUGCCAUAAAUAGCAUUUUCCAGAAUUCCUAAAAUGCAAAAUAUGAAAUUGAUAAAUCUCCAUGCGGGUUACUAUAGUUAAGGAUCACAGCUCAACAUGCUAAGAGCAUACAAUGGCCAUGGAUCACUGUCAUCAUGGCUAUAAGGACCGAGAAUGUUGCUUUCGUGUGACGACACGACUCUGGAUGUAUGCAUGUUUCUGUGGUGAUGCUGCACCUGGAACAGAAGAAAAGACAUCUGAGACUCAUUGUUUACUUCAGAAUCAACACACGGCGGCCUGCUGAUGUGAAACCAUUUGCGGGCUCCGAGUUUGACCUGAAAGAAAUGUUGUUCUGAAAAUGCAGAGUUACUUCCUUCUAAGAUGUUUGUUUAUAUGUAUAAAUACACCAAUAAAUUUACUGUUUUAUUUAAAUGUUUGAAGCUUUUCUUGUAAAAAAAAAUUGUU